GAACUCUCGAAAACGAGAGAAAAAAAAAAUUCAGUAACUACUACAAAAGAGGGAAAAAAAUAUCCCUUGAUUUCUUUCUUCUUCAUCUCUCGGAUUUUCGAUCCCCCGAGCUUCUGGAUUGGAGUUUCUGGAUUCAUCCUAGCAGGUGAAUCAAGUCUCUCUGGGAUCUGAUUUGUCAUUUUGGCAAUUGCUCUACCGAUAAUCUGCAAGUAUCGCCCGCCAGCUCCAGUUCCAGGCUCACUGAAGGGCUACUGCUUAGUUUUGAAUGAAAUUUUGCAUGUCGAAUUGAUAAUUUGUGCAAAUGUCAAGCCUACUUAAUUCCUCAAUAAACGGAUCUGCCUCGAAUUUACAAGACAGUUCAGGGAGAUCUUUUAGUUCUUCCUUCUCUGGCCAGCCUGGAGCAGCAUCUCCAGUUUUCCAUCAUGCCGGAACUAUUCAGGGCCUUCAUAACCUGCACGGAAAUUUUAAUGUCCCCAACAUGGGGGGUACCCCCGGGUCUAGAAAUUCGGGUCUAAAUACUGUUCCCUCUGCUGGUGUUCAACAACCAAAUGGAAGUCUUUCAAGUGGAAGAUUUGCGUCAAAUAAUCUUCCAGUCGCGCUUUCUCAGUUAUCUCAUGGUAGCUCUCAUGGGCAUUCUGGAGUCGCAAAUAGAGGAGGAUUGGGAGUUUCCCCAAUUUUGGGAAAUGCAGGUUCUCGAAUAGCUAGUUCUAUGGGGAAUAUGGUUGGUGGAGGCAACAUGGGCAGGACUCUAAGCUCUGGUGGAGGGCUAUCUGUGCCUGGUCUUGGUUCUCGACUAAAUCUGGCAGCAAACGGUGGAUCCGGAAAUAUAGGACAAAAUUGGAUCAUGGGUGGAGUACUUCCGCAAGGAUCUUCGCAGGUUCUUUCCAUGCUGGGAAAUUCCUACCCCACAGCUGGUGGUCCUCUUUCCCAAAAUCAUGUUCAAGCAAUGAACAAUCUGAGCUCCAUGGGGAUGCUGAAUGAUAUGAACCCUAAUGAGAAUUCUCCGUUUGAUAUAAAUAAUGAUUUUCCUCAGCUAACAAGCCGCCCUAACUCUUCUGGCGGUCCUCAAGGACAAUUGGGGUCUCGAUUGAAACAAGGCCUUGGAGUCAGCCCCAUCGUCCAACAGAAUCAAGAGUUCAGCAUCCAAAAUGAAGAUUUUCCGGCAUUACCUGGAUAUAAAGGUAGUAAUGCUGAUUAUCCAAUGGAUUUGCAUCAGAAAGAACAACUCCAUGAUAAUUCUAUUUCAAUGAUGCAAUCUCAGCAUUUACCCAUGGGAAGAUCUGCUGGGUUUAACUUAGGAGGAGCAUAUUCAUCACAUCGUCCUCAGCAGCAGCAGCAGCAGCAGCAACAACUUGCUCAAGCUGUCGGUAGCGGUAGUGUCCCCUUACAUGGCUCUGACAUGUUCACAUCGUCACAUCCGGGGUACCACUCUCAGACUGGUGGACCUCCGGGAAUUGGAUUAAGACCUAUGAAUUCUCUGAAUUCUGUUUCUGGGAUGGGGUAUGAGCAGCUAAUCCAGCAAUAUCAGCAACAUCAGAACCCGGCCCAGUUCCGCAUGCAGCAAAUGUCAGCUGUUGGCCAAUCGUUCAGAGAUCAAGGGAUUAAAGCAACACAGUCAAAUCCUGAUCGGUUUGGCUUGCUUGGUUUGCUUAGUGUGAUUAAGAUCAGCGAUCCUGACUUGACAUCUCUGGCACUUGGGAUUGAUCUAACGACGUUGGGCUUAAAUCUGAAUUCGACAGAAAAUCUCCAUAAAACUUUUGGUUCCCCCUGGUCCAAUGAACCUGCCAAAGGAGAUCCAGAAUUCAGCUUACCCCAUUGUUAUUAUGCAAAGAGUCCUCCACCGCUACAUCUAGGGUACUUUGCGAAAUUCUCAGUAGAAACGUUGUUUUACAUAUUCUACAGCAUGCCGAAAGAUGGAGCACAACUAUACGCGGCAAAUGAACUUUAUAAUAGAGGGUGGUUCUACCAUAAAGAACACAAGUCAUGGUUCAUCAGAAUAGGGGAACCUCUGGUCAAGACAAACACAUACGAGCGAGGAUCUUAUCACUGUUUCGAUCCAAAUUCAUUUGAAGUCAUCCGUAAGGAAAAUUUUGUUCUUCAUUACGAGAUGUUGGAAAAGAGACCAUCCCUGCCUCAACAUUGAGUAAAACUAUCUUACCUUUUUUUCCGGUUAUUUAUGAUGUAAAUCUCCUGUCGUGUAAGUCAAUCGGUGAGGAAUCCGUAGAACAGAUACCAGCAGUUCGCGGCAUGUAUUCUUCUUCUUCUUUGGAACUUAGCAUUUAAAAAAACAUCUAGAAACAUUUCUCGUCAAACCCAUGUAGCCAAAGUUCUCGAGAGCAAAAUAGUUUAAGAUCAAUACAAAUCCCUUUAUCAGGUUAUAUA
Tarenaya hassleriana is the source of this 2382-nucleotide messenger RNA. RefSeq names its product probable NOT transcription complex subunit VIP2. The transcript is spliced from 16 exons. Lineage: Eukaryota; Viridiplantae; Streptophyta; Magnoliopsida; Brassicales; Cleomaceae. The record is from RefSeq and is a predicted model, not a curated record. Gene Ontology annotation, biological process: regulation of DNA-templated transcription; nuclear-transcribed mRNA poly(A) tail shortening. Gene Ontology annotation, cellular component: CCR4-NOT core complex; P-body. Bases 302 to 2143 code for a protein of 613 amino acids.